Adineta ricciae is the source of this 1803-nucleotide messenger RNA. The record is from the annotation of a GenBank genome assembly. Lineage: Eukaryota; Metazoa; Rotifera; Eurotatoria; Adinetida; Adinetidae.
AUGAUGAAUAAAUCGAAAUCUGAAUAUACAAAUGUGCUCAUCGUUGGUGGUGGUAUUGCAGGAUUAGCUACAGCAAAAAGUCUCAUUUCAAACAAUAUUCCUUGUAUGAUUAUCGAAGCACAAGAUUACAUCGGCGGUCGUGUUAAAACUGUCGUCACUUCUGAUAAAGUUCCAAUUGAUUAUGGUGCACAAUUCAUUCAUGGUGAAGAUGGAAAUAUUGUUUAUGAAAUUUGUAAGAAAAUCAAUUGUAUUAGUAACAACAAUGAAAAUCAAUAUGAAUUAUUUUUAACUUCAAAUGGAGAAAAAGUCGACGUUGAAACAGGAAAACAGUUUUGGAAAAUUCGUGAUAAUAUAUUGAACAAAACAAAAGCAAUGGAAACAGAAAACACAACUUUUCGUGAAUUUUUAUGUGAAAAUUAUAAUACAGAAUUAUCUCAUUUGAUUUCUGAUGAUAUAACACGUAAUGCAUUGAUUGAAUGGUUUAUUAAAUUUGAAGAAGAAGAUAGUGGUUGUGAUACUUUAGAUAAUCUUAGUUUAUCAGAAUUUCGUUUCUUAGAAAUACUCAAAGGAAAUUAUAUGAAUACUUUAAAAUAUGGUUUUCAACCAUUUAUUGAUUAUCUUAGUUCAACUAUUUCUAAAGAUCAAAUUCGACUUAAUUUCGAAGUUAUUCAAGUCGAAUAUAAAACUCGUCAUCAUAUUCUUCUUGUUCGUGUUAAAGAUUUAAUUAAUAAGAAAAUCAAGAAAAUCUUUUGUGAUCAUCUUGUUUGGACAACAUCAAUUGGUUAUCUUAAAGAGAAUUUUACAAAAAUCUUUGCUACAGAAUCAAAACUCAUCAAACAAAAACUAUUAUGUAUCGAACGUUUUGGUUUUGGUACAAUGAAUAAAAUUUUGUUAAUUUAUCGUGCUGAUGCUGAUUUUUGGUCUGAUAAUAUUAUUGGUAUUAAUCUCUUACAACUUUCUACUUCUCCAUUAAAACUUUCAAAUGAUCAAAUGAAUUUUUUAAAUGAUCAUCAAAUUGAUUUUAAUAAAGCACAAACGAUUCUUGAUGCAAUUAUUUAUGCAAGAUGUUCAAUAGAUGUACAUAUGAUCACUUUUGGAAUAGGUGGUCCAGCUGCAUUACUUGUUGAAGAUAUUAAUGAAACAAUACUUAGUCGUUUAUGUCAUGAUGUUCUUUCUCAUUAUUUGAAAAUAGAAAAUAAAGAACAAAAUCGACCAAUAUCUGCUUUCAAAUCCGAAUGGCGAAAAAAUCGUUUUAUUCGUGGUUCAUAUUCAUUUCGUUCGACAAAUUCUGUACGAAAUGAUCAAGAUGCUUUACGUGAACCGUAUAAACCAGAUGGAAUUCCACGAAUUUUAUUUGCAGGUGAAGCCACUCAUCAACGAUUUUUUUCGACAAUUCAUGGAGCUUUUGAAAAAUUGCACUCAAUACAAAGGAUCAAUUCAAUUCCAUUGAAAAGAAUUCCAAUGAAUUAUAUUUCUUUAAUUAUUUUUCUCGGUGUAAUGAUCACUAUGAUUCAUUGUUCGAUUAUUUCUCGAACAAAUAAUCGUAAUGAUGUUGAUCCAUUUGGAUUAAUUCGAGAUAACUAUGGUUGUGAUGCGGUUAUUAAAAGUUGUGGAAAUAAAGGCAAAUGUUGCGAUGUUCAUGAUGCUUGUUACAAACGACAUGGCUGUAAAGCUAUUAGUUGGAUCUAUUUGUGGGGAAAUUGUCGUCAAUGCAAUUUAGAUGUAAUGGCUUGUGCUGUUAGACAAAAUCCGGGAAAAAGUUCAUGCUGUUCAGCUGGAAAUUGUGGACAACCACGACCAUAA